Adineta ricciae is the source of this 1020-nucleotide messenger RNA. The record is from the annotation of a GenBank genome assembly. NCBI's taxonomy places the organism in Eukaryota, Metazoa, Rotifera, Eurotatoria, Adinetida, Adinetidae.
AUGGAUAGUGAUGAUUCAAUACCAACAUUAGUUGACACAACAACUAAAGUUCCAGUAACAAUUCUUACUGGCUAUCUUGGUGCUGGCAAAACGACUCUGCUCAAUUACAUUCUGACAGAAAAUCAUCAACGACGUAUAGCGGUGAUUCUGAAUGAAUUUGCUCAGGGUAGUGCAAUGGAACAUCUUUUAUUAACAGCCACAACCGAUGAAGAAGGUAGCAAUGGUCGUCAACGAUACGAAGAUUGGUUGGAAUUACGUAAUGGUUGUUUGUGCUGUUCUGUCAAAGAUGUCGGCGUGCAAGCAAUUGAACAAUUACUCGAAAAACGUCGAAAUCACUUCGAUUACAUCCUAUUGGAAACAACCGGUGUUGCCGAUCCGUUGCCCAUUGUGAACAUGUUUUGGUUAGAUGAUGAAUUACACAGUGAUCUGAUUCUCGAUGGUUUAAUAACUGUCAUCGACGCUUAUAACGGACUGAAAAAUUAUGCAGAUGAUCGUCAUCAAGAGAAGGCCUUAUGGUCAAGACAAGUGGCUAUAGCAGAUGUGAUCUUAAUCAAUAAAAUUGAUUUAAUUUCUCAGGAAGAAAAGUCGAAAAUUAUCGAACUUGUUCGAUCAAUUAAUAUCACGGCACAAAUCUAUGAAACAACACGCUCACACAUUGAUUUAUCACUUAUACUUGAUCGCAAUGCUUACACAACAACAUUGAUUCCACAUGGAAAUCAAACAUUGAAUUCGGUGACCAUGGAAUUCAAUGGUCAGAUUGAUUUCGAAAAACUCGACCAAUUAAUCAUUGAACUAUUAUGGAAUGAGCAAAGCUCUGAACAGGAAAUAGUUCGAAUGAAAGCUGUUCUUUGUUGUUCUAAUGAAUCGACUUACAAACUUUUACAAGCUGUUGGUCAAAUGUAUGAGUUUAUUUCUACAAAAGAAAAACAUUGUGACAAUUUACGAAAUUGUUUCGUUCUUAUCGGAUCAAAUCUCAAUCAAGAACGUCUACGCGAACAAUUCCAAAAAUGUCUCAAAUAG